GACCUCGAAAGGUCAGUCACUCUGAGCCGGGAAGCCUUACAACUAUGCCCUCCCAACCGAGCAGACUAUUGGAUGUACUUGGAACACUUGGCGGUCGGAUUGCGUUUGCAGUACAACUGGACCGGAGAGAUAAGUUGUCUCGAACAAUCUAUUCAACUCGGGCGUUCUUCAAUCGAUUCAAUUCCAACUACCCACCCUCAGCGAUUCAUUCCCGUUCGCGGUCUGGCGUAUUCACUGAUGCUCCGCUUCAACGAGACAAGGCGGCUCUCUGAUCUCGAUGAAGCCAUCGAAUGGGAUCGUAUGGCCCUGGCG
Punctularia strigosozonata HHB-11173 SS5 is the source of this 312-nucleotide messenger RNA. RefSeq lists its product as uncharacterized. The record is from RefSeq and is a predicted model, not a curated record. The annotation marks the transcript as partial. Lineage: Eukaryota; Fungi; Basidiomycota; Agaricomycetes; Corticiales; Punctulariaceae. The transcript has a single exon.